AUGUUCAUCAUCUACAAGUCGAACCAGCGGGAGACAAGCCGUCGCAUCGACAUCUGGUACACCGUCUCCAGUCGAUAUCAAAUUCACGAGAACAUCAUCGUCGUCAAGCUGAUCUGUCCUCUCGUGGCGAUGCACGGUUUCGGGUUUGGCUUCUACUGCCUGUGCUACAAUUUCGUGGCCGCCUUCGGAUUCUGGAGCUGGGAACUG
Molecule: messenger RNA, 207 nt
Organism: Mesorhabditis spiculigera
Lineage: Eukaryota; Metazoa; Nematoda; Chromadorea; Rhabditida; Rhabditidae
Source: the annotation of a GenBank genome assembly